Messenger RNA from Microthlaspi erraticum, 309 nucleotides. NCBI's taxonomy places the organism in Eukaryota, Viridiplantae, Streptophyta, Magnoliopsida, Brassicales, Brassicaceae. The record is from the annotation of a GenBank genome assembly.
AUGGGCUUAUGUGAGGGUAAUGCUGAGAAGGUUGAGGGUGAUGGAGGUGAGGGUGGUGAAGAGGAUGGUGAAGAUCCUUUCCUUGCUGCCGUCGCUGUUGUCUGGAAGUGGAUAUAUGCAAGCGAGCUGGAGAUUGUCAGCCUCCGUGAGCUUGUGGAUGGGAUUCCGACGGAUGAGGCACAACAGAUUCUCACUUACUUGGUUGAUGUAGAAGAUGAAGAUGCAACUGGUUUGACGCAGAUCGUGAAUCAGUCAGGAAGUGCAUCAGGACGCAUGGACGAAAAUGUAGCGGAGCUAAGCGGAGCUUAA